Microthlaspi erraticum is the source of this 1290-nucleotide messenger RNA. The record is from the annotation of a GenBank genome assembly. NCBI's taxonomy places the organism in Eukaryota, Viridiplantae, Streptophyta, Magnoliopsida, Brassicales, Brassicaceae.
AUGAAGCUAUCCUUAUCGCAGAAGCUGGAGGAGGAUUACAAGCUGGAGGCCACUUCUUGUCUGAAGAAAAGGAUAAGCGACUUGGAGUCUCAACUCGCGCGUGCUGAUGCUCACAUUGUCAUCGAUCAGGUUCACGAGCUGGAAGAGAUGGACAAGAGUUUCGCUAUGAACCGUGAAAGAUUGAAAAGCCAGAAGAAGAGGAGAUCAGUGCGAUCUACUUGCAAAAACUGGAACGCUUUAUCGAAGUCAGCAUCAAGGAACCAGUUUCUAGGGUUCAUGAUGAUGGAUUCAAAGGUUUGUUCCUUGAUGUUCGAUUUGGAAAGAAUCCGCAACAGCGACGAAGCUUUCGUUGAUCGAGUAAUAAACCAAGUAAGUGUACUUGAUCACAUGGAGAUAUCGAAAACCUUUUACUGCGAGGGAUUAUUGUUACUUGUCACAAAAGACUCGAGGCCCUUGGUAUGGAACCCCUGUAUGAAUCAACUCUUGAAGAUCCGACCAAGAAACAGUUACAGCAGAUUAGACCAGUAUGCUUUCGGUUACGACAACAACAACCGAAACCACAAAGUCUUGAGGUUUAUAGAUGAGUACUUAUUCACUGACGGACUCGUAAAACACGCUCUUACGUACCAAGUCUUCGAUCUCGCCUCGGAGUCAUGGAGAGUUGUUGAUGUCACUCCAGACUGGGAUAUCAAAUCUUAUCAACGUGGUGUGUCUUUGAAGGGAAACGCUUACUUUUUCGCUCAAGAGAAAACUACAAGACUGGAGUUUGAGAUUCAAGAUUUCUUACUAUGUUUUGAUUUUACAAGAGAGAGAUUUGGUCCACGUCUGCCUCUGCCUUUUCACUCUUAUGCCAGAGACACUGUGGCUUUGUCUUGCGUUAGAGAAGAGAAGCUCUCGGUUUUACAUCAGAGCAAGAGGCUUCUUGAUACGAUGGAGAUUUGGGUUACCACUAAGAUCGAGCACAGUGACGUGUCCUGGAGCAAGUUUCUGAGAGUUGAUAUGAGACCACUCACUGGUUUUCAGUUUGACUAUAAAAGUGGGAGUUUCUUCAUUCACGAGGAGAAGAAACUCGCAGUGGUUUUCGAUCUAGACGGAUACAAACCGACACGUUGUCGCUACCAAACAGCUCACAUCAUUGGAGAAGAUGGAUAUUACAAAUCUGUGAAUAUUAAAGAAGCUAAGGAUCUUGGGGAACCUGGUAUGUCCGUAUAUUGUGUCCCACUUGUGUGUUCUUCUUCUUAUGUUCCAAGCUUAGUGCAACUAGGCAAAAGGAAAGAAAGAGAUUAUUAA